UAUCGAUUGAACGAAACAUGCUUCAUGCGAAGUUUCGGACAAUAUCGGGGAACUCCGUUAACUGCUAUCCCCUAACUUGGGGAUCAGUACCUAAAUUGUCACAUGUGAAUAGGCGUACUGUAUGGAUAUCAAGCUUUAUAGUUACUAUAUAUGUACUUGACGGAAUACAAACAUCCCAAUUGACGUAAUGUGGCUACACGAAACAUUAGUGUUGAGGAGGCAUACCCAACCUAUAUCCGAUGAUGUCCGGUCUUUACUUACUCACGUCGAUCUUUAGGUGCCUCAUAUAUUUUUAAGCGCCUUUCUGUAAGUGUCUUGAUAAUACCUCAGUUCAACGACCCCUAAACCGUUGAAUCAACUGUCCAACUUCAAAAUGGCGUCAGCUUCGGUAGAGCCCAACGACCUCUUUGGCGUCAAGGGACUAGUCGUUGUUAUUACUGGAGGAGGAAUUGGCCUUGGUUUGAUGAUGACACAGGCUCUAGAGAGCAACGGUGCGAUCGUCUACAUCAUCGGCCGUCGCAAGGAGGUCUUAGACAAGGCCGUAGCCACCGCUAAACAUGGGAAUAUCCGAGCAAUCCAAGGUGAUGUAACCAGCAAGGCCGACCUUGAGCGGGCCGUCGCGCAGAUCAAAACAGAAGUCGGCUAUGUCAACGUUGUUGUUGCAAACUCUGGUAGAACAGGUCCCAAUGCACCGGAAAUUCUUUCCGAUACCGAUAUCUCCAAGUUUCGUGAUCGUCUACUUGGACUGGACGCCGCUGAGUUCACAGACACGUUUGCCGUGAACGCGACUGGGGUUUUCAACACCGUCAUUGCGUUCUUAGAACUUCUUGAUGCGGGGAACAAAUGUGGUCUAAAACAAAGGAGCCAGGUCAUCGCCACAGCCAGUAUUGGAGCCUAUGUAAGGUAUCCGGUCUCUGGCUUCGCGUACGCACCAUCCAAGGCUGCGGUUGUACAUAUGAUGAAGCAAUUCUCAACCAGUCUCGUGCCAUUCAACAUUCGAUCAAACAUCAUAGCCCCUGGGUUUUAUCCUAGCGACAUGACAACAGGAGUACAACAAAAGGCAGGCGACAAGAAAUUCGUACCAGAACAAAGAUUCGGAGACUCGGAAGACAUGGCCGGUGCGAUCUUGUUCUUGGUGAGCAGAGCUGGCGCCUACAUCAACGGAAAUGUACUUGUAACCGAUGGUGGACGUUUAAGCAUUGUACCUGCUGCUUAUUAGUAGGUUAAAAGGUCAGCGCGGAUCUUCGGUAGCGAGAAUCUCGGUUAUCUGGAUCUAUCAAUAUGACUGAUGGGUUCACCUUGUCAGCUAGAUCAGCCUAGGUUAUGUAGGUAAUACUCAUCUCAAUUUACAU
Annulohypoxylon truncatum is the source of this 1352-nucleotide messenger RNA. Its product is annotated as NAD(P)-binding protein. The record is from RefSeq and is a predicted model, not a curated record. The transcript has 4 exons. Bases 374 to 1219 code for a protein of 281 amino acids. Lineage: Eukaryota; Fungi; Ascomycota; Sordariomycetes; Xylariales; Hypoxylaceae.